Molecule: messenger RNA, 1242 nt
Organism: Scheffersomyces amazonensis
Lineage: Eukaryota; Fungi; Ascomycota; Pichiomycetes; Serinales; Debaryomycetaceae
Exons: 2
Coding region: 42-1127 (361 amino acids)
Molecular function (GO): S-adenosylmethionine-dependent methyltransferase activity
Source: RefSeq, a predicted model, not a curated record
CGUUUUUCGAUAAGAUUAACCAAUAUACUUCAUAUAAUACUAUGAAGCCUAGCUCUAUAUUAGCUACCUUUUCUUCCAGAAACUUAUUAUUCAAGUACACAAGACCUACUAUGUCAGUUGUUGAAAAACAAGCCCAUUCUACGGCUAUUAAUUCAUUUAAUUUGAAUCAUCAAGAUUAUGACGCGUUUCGUCCAUCUUUCUUAAAGGAAUUAGUCGAUCCAUUCUUAGUUCAAUUGGGUCUUGGACAAUAUGACUCUGUUACUAAUAAGUAUAAAUUUGAUACUACCAAAACAAUUGUUGAAAUUGCUGCAGGUACUGGGAAGUUUACUCGUAACUUGGUUGAUAAUGGUUUUGAUAAUCAAAAUGAAAUUAAUCCCGAUAACUUAAUUAUUGUUGAGCCAAGUCAAGGUAUGUUAACUAGUUUUAAAAAGAAUUUUCCUCAAAUUCAAUCUAAAAAUGUUUAUCAAGCAUCAUCUUAUAAGAUUCCCUUAGAUGAUAAUACUGCUGAUUCAAUUAUUAUUGCUCAAGGAUUUCAUUGGUUUAGUGAUCAAGAUAGUUUAAAAGAAAUUAGUCGAGUUCUUAAACCUCAUGGAACUCUUGGAUUAAUUUGGAAUUUUGAUUAUCAAUCUAAUAGUCAAGAUACUCCCAUUGAAAAGGCUAAAUUCUUUAAUGGUGGAAGUCAUUAUUUUAAUUCUAUUGAUUUCUCACAAUAUCCUCAUGGAACUUCUGCUGAAGUAGCAUUUAAAGAUUAUUUUGAUAAACAACCAUGGUCUGAAAAAGUAUGUGAAUUAAUUUAUAAUUAUGAUCUUGGAGUUCCUCAAUACCGUCAUGGUAAAUGGAGACAAUCACUUUCUGAAUCUGAAAGUAAACAUUUCCAUCCAAUUGCUCAAGAGUUAUUUGCUUUAUAUGACAAACUUAUUAAAAAGGAGGAUGUAUAUCCUUAUUGGGAAACCAGAUCUUAUAUUACUGAAUUGAGUGAUUCAGAAAAGAAGAAUGUCAAAGAUCAAAUUAAUCAAAUCAUUAAGGAUUCUAUCACUAAGGAAAGUACCCCUUUCACUGAUAAGGGUGAUGAUAGAUUAUUGAAGCCAAUGGCUACUCAUGCUGUUGUUGUUCCAGUUAAGAAAUAGAGUAUAUAAAGCUUUAAUCAAUAGAUCCAAAUAUAUACUAUAUGAUAUAUACUAUAUGAUCUAUGUAGUCCUAUUCACGACAGCUUAUCUCCAUUCUUUGUGUUUGACGAGUCUA